CCCCCCGCUACGAGACGGUCGGCCCACGCCGACUGGGCUAUCCAACUCACUGCACGACGUGCGUACUCAAAUAAACAUGGAAGUUGAAGCUUUCCAGAGACUCGACCCAGAAAAUUUCUACAGGAGAUUUGUGAAGAAUGGGGUCAGGCCAGACGGAAGGGAGCUCCGUGCAGUGAGACCAAUUUCUGUGGAUGUUGGGGUGCUCUCGGAGGAACGGGUGCAGGCGUCCGCCUUGGUCGGCCUUGGAUCCACCAACGUGCUCGCUGGGAUAUCGCUGCAAGUCGGUCACCCCAGCGAGAACACACCAAUGUGUGGAAUGCUUGAUGUGGAGGUCAAGCUGACCCCCUUGUCUUCGUCCAAGUUCAGUUCAGGGCGGCCAUCGGAGCAGGCGCAAGUAUUGUCGACUUUUGUGAAGAACUCCAUCGUCGAGUCGGGAGCGCUUGUGUUGACAGAUCUCGCCAUCGACGACGGCCCUUUUGCGUGGAAGCUGUGCAUGGACAUCGUCUGCUUGAGUUUUGACGGGAAUCUGGCAGACGCUACGCUGAUUGCAGCUAUGGGAGCUCUCAUGCGCCUGCAACUCCCAGGAACCCGUCGCAUCGACGAUGAGAUUUUCGUCACGGAGGACACACCAACCCCCUUGGUGGUGCGGGAAGUUCCAGUGCCGUUGACGUGCGGUGUGUUCGACGGGAUUAUCAUUGCGGAUCCCUCCUUACUGGAGGAGGAACUUUUGACAACGCACGUGACUGUGGUAUCAACUGCGGAGGGGAAGGUGUGCGGGGUUCACAAACCUGGAGGUAGCUGUGCAUCAGGGAAACAGCUCAAUGAAUGUCUCCAGCUCUGCCAGCAACAUGCGAAGCAAUUGACACAGACCCUUGAGGCUGCCAAUCGGAUACAGUCGUGAUCAGUCGCGUCACACCUGGACAGAGAAGGGGUUCGAAGGUGGUGGCACUGGCGUGGUUGUUGCGGCCGACUUUUACUUGAUGCGGAAUUGGUUGAUGUUUCGGUGUUUUCUUCAAAUGCAGCAACGACUCAUGUUGAUUUGCCGGUGACAGGAAGUUGUACAGUGGGGACCUGCCGUGGGGGGAAGGCAACUCUGUAAAAUCGUCGAUCUCUUACCAAGAAUCGUUUGUCUUACGAUGGAAUGCGUGUGUCCAUGCACGUAGUGUCCGCAUGCAUUCGAUGCUGGAACGUUGUUAGUCGAUAAGAUCUCAUUGGUACUUGAAGAAACCAUGUUUUCUGUAUAUCACACUUCGCCCAAAGCUCGUCAUGGGGUAUGCACAAGUUUGCAAGUUUGAUAUCGAAAGCAACCCAGCCACCCGGCAGCGCCACAGCAAUCAGAGCUGUUAUUUUCGACCUUUGAGUGGUUUUAGUGCGAACUGCAUGGAUAGUGUGCUUUCGCCAAGAGUGGCCACGAACGCAGAAUGGAGCGAACAAUACGAAAGGGUUUGCGGUUUCCCGGCCGGCGUCGUCAAAACCAGAC
This is a messenger RNA of Ectocarpus sp. CCAP 1310/34, 1480 nucleotides long. The record is from the annotation of a GenBank genome assembly. Lineage: Eukaryota; Phaeophyceae; Ectocarpales; Ectocarpaceae.